AUGUUUGAAUUAUCGUAUGGAUCACCUCGUCUCUUUCGAACAUCCUCCAAGACUGGUAUGGGAUUGAAUCUAGCGAAUUACCGCAAAGUCCAUUCUCGUCUGAAGGUAGCCACAUACCUUCCAUGGAAUAUCGUACUUACUUAUCAUGAGCUUUCAGAUCGCACUGUAUAUCAGCCAAUCUCGGUUGCAGGUCAGGGCUUCUCUAAUAUCUGGAAGUCAUCAUCGUCUACUUUACCAGCCACAGUAUCUCCAAGUUCCACAUUACAGGGCCAUUUCGACCUUCAUGGCAUAGCAGAAGCUGAUUCAACAUAUAUCAAAGAACUUCCGGGCUUUCGUGAUGGACGAAUUGAUUUUGGGAUGUCAUUGGAUACUGAAACGCCAGGGCUCAUUCCUAGUACUGGUCGUCGCUCAUCCCAUCACUUUGACCUCGACACUUCUAUGGAGCUAAGAUCUGUUGGCACAACAACUGAUAGAAAAAAUCCAAGUGAACCAGUGUAUCUCUUGCCAGUCUCAUCCAGACCGUCUUUUAGUCGGCCUCUCAAAAUACGUGGGUCUAUGUGCCCUAUCAUACAGACGGAUGUGCAUCAGCGUCAAGAGAAACUUAUACUAGAUACGCUUCAAUGCUCAUCACCGGAUACUGCCACCACAAAUACUAGCGGUGAAACAUUUUCAACCUAUUCAGGGUACGACUCAGCAGCUCCUGACUGUUAUCAGUCUGCAGGAACCAGUCCAGGGAGUUUCUAUGCGCGAGGUAAACAGUCGAUAUUUAACGCUCCAAUAUGGGACUUUACAGAGUGCUUAGAACAAGACAUUCAUCCACAAUCAAUACGAAUGAGUAAUUUUAUUGAAGAGAAGUUGCUGGAACCAUCGGCUGCGCAAGGCGAGUUUGACUUUCCCUUGGUAGCGCAGGACAUGCAAACCUCAUGUUUCGCUGAGCCUCAAGAGAAAAGUUUUCAUUUCAUUGAUGCCGGCGCUGGCUACAGCCUCUUUGACGCACGUACGGCACAAAUCAUUACAGAUAUGGGGAAUGGAUCCCCGUGCGACAACAUGAAUACCGGCAAGCAAUCCCAGUCUUUUGGUUCAACAUUUCAACCGAAUGGAAAUAGAUGUUUGGACGUGAACAUACCUAGGGCUGAUCAAGGUGCGAAACACGGCGCCGUUGCAUUUUCUCAAUUCCAGAACACCGAGGUUCAAUCUAGCCUGGAUACUUUUCCAUAUUGGAAGACAGACGACGCAUCUACCUCUCCUUGGUCUGCGGAGAAUAUACGAGGAUUUGACCGGAACUUUGAUUUUAGCACGUUGCCAGCUAAUCAAUUGCUAGUAGGAGAAAUAGCAACAACAUCCACUCACGAAAACUCAUCCCCAAACUCCGAAUACGAAUCAAUAAAGUGUACCCAUCCUGACUGCCUUUAUGAAUCAGGCGGAGAAUACCAAUGGAAACGAGGUAAUUUGAGGCGUUACAUUAAAGAAAAACAUGAGUUGAACAUCGAGGACCGACUACUCUGCGAUAUAGGCUAUUGCAAGGCAACAUUCACAAGAAUAGGAAACCUUCACGCGCAUAAAGAGAAUAAACAAAAUAUCACCAUCCCCAGACAAAAACGGAAACGAAGGAACACAAUGGACGGAAACACUAAGAGACCAAGGGCUGGUAGUAGAAUUAUGAAGGCGACGAAAAGGUUCACAGGCAGCUUGGUAAACUUUCCCAAUCAUAGCCAACCACAAUUAGGCUUUGGAUCGUUGAAUAUCAAUGAGUCAUGA
Sclerotinia borealis F-4128 is the source of this 1758-nucleotide messenger RNA. NCBI's taxonomy places the organism in Eukaryota, Fungi, Ascomycota, Leotiomycetes, Helotiales, Sclerotiniaceae. The record is from the annotation of a GenBank genome assembly.